Messenger RNA from Solea senegalensis (Senegalese sole), 3723 nucleotides. RefSeq names its product protein phosphatase 2, regulatory subunit B, beta a (gene ppp2r2ba). Gene Ontology annotation, molecular function: protein binding; protein phosphatase regulator activity. Bases 633 to 1964 code for a protein of 443 amino acids. Lineage: Eukaryota; Metazoa; Chordata; Actinopteri; Pleuronectiformes; Soleidae. The record is from RefSeq and is a predicted model, not a curated record. Gene Ontology annotation, cellular component: cytosol; protein phosphatase type 2A complex. Gene Ontology annotation, biological process: peptidyl-serine dephosphorylation. The transcript has 10 exons.
AGUGGGCAACUACAGCACAGGAUGGCGCAGUGAGUCAGCUGAGCUGCCCGUGGACCAGAGCCGCAGAGAGACACAGAGACACACAGCACAGAGAGAGACACUUUGCAGGGUGUUGAGACAAAAUAAAAGAGCAAUGUGCAACUUCUGAGAGUCUGACAUGGAAAUACUGAAGUGAUCGGAGAAGCUUGUUGACGCAUUAUCCCGCCCGCCCCGCUGGCUCAGAGAGAGAGAGAGGGGGAGAGAGAGAGAGAGAGAGAGAGAGAUCCAGUCUGUCUAAACUAAACCAAAUCCUCCAUCAGACACUUAGGACGUGCGCUGCUGCGGAUUCACCACCUACAGGAGGACAUGAUUUGAUGUUUCUUUUAGUGGAGAAUAAACGAUGAAUCGUCGCACACGGAGGACGUAACGCUCUUUAAUCACUCUUUAAAUCCACUGUUGGAAUCGGCGCAGUUUCUGUCUCGCGGACGCUUUCGGCUAAAUCACAAGGUAUUUGAUCGCGAUCGUGUCUUUUCCACCGGUGACCUGGAACCAUGACAGCCUCCCCGCUGGUCCCACAGUCCGCCUGCUGACGGUACCGGGCAUGAUGGGAGCAGGUCUGACGCUUUCAGGAUCCCAAACCUGCCGAUUUAUCAAUGGAGGAGGAAAGUGACACCCGGAAAAUCAACAACAGCUUCCUUCGCGACCACAACUAUGCAACCGAAGCUGACAUUAUCUCAACGGUUGAGUUUAACUCAUCGGGGGAGCUGUUGGCCACCGGGGAUAAAGGAGGCAGAGUUGUUGUCUUCCAGAGGGAGCAGGAGAGUAAGAGCCAGCCUCAGCGUCGAGGAGAGUACAAUGUUUACAGCACAUUCCAGAGUCACGAGCCGGAGUUUGACUACCUGAAGAGCUUGGAGAUUGAGGAGAAGAUCAACAAGAUCAAAUGGCUUCCUCAACAGAACGCUGCCUACUUCCUGCUCUCUACUAACGAUAAGACAGUAAAGCUGUGGAAGAUCAGUGAGAGAGACAAGCGUCCUGAGGGCUACAACCUGAAGGAUGAGGACGGACGCAUCAGAGACCCGUCGACCAUCACCUCGCUACGGGUGCCAGUGCUGCAGCCCAUGGACUUGAUGGUCGAGGCUACAGCCAGACGUGUGUUCAGCAAUGCCCACACCUACCACAUCAACUCCAUCUCGGUCAACUCCGACGUUCAGACGUACAUCUCCACUGACGACCUGAGGGUGAACCUGUGGAACCUGGAGAUCACAGACCGCAGCUUCAACAUUGUGGACAUCAAGCCAGCCAACAUGGAGGAGCUGACGGAAGUGAUCACCUCAGCUGAGUUUCACCCGCAGCAUUGUCACACCUUUGCCUACAGCAGCAGCAAGGGCUCGAUACGCCUGUGUGACAUGAGACAGGCCGCUCUCUGUGACAAGCACUGCAAAUACUUUGAAGAGCCAGAGGAUCCCUCCACCCGCUCCUUUUUCUCUGAAAUCAUCUCAUCCAUCUCCGACGUGAAGUUCAGCCACAACGGGCGCUAUCUGAUGACGAGGGACUACCUUACUGUCAAAGUGUGGGACCUUCAGAUGGAGAACAAACCACUAGAGACAUACCAGGUUCAUGAAUACUUGCGUGGCAAACUUUGUUCUCUAUAUGAGAAUGACUGCAUCUUUGACAAGUUUGAGUGUGUCUGGAAUGGAUCCGACAGCGUCAUAAUGACCGGCUCCUAUAACAAUUUCUUUCGAAUGUUUGACCGCAACACCAAACGUGACGUCACAUUGGAAGCGUCCAGAGAAAACAGUAAACCCAGAGCCAUUCUCAAGCCUCGCAAGGUGUGUGUAGGAGGUAAGCGCCGUAAAGAUGAGAUCAGCGUCGACAGCUUAGAUUUCAGCAAGAAGAUCCUUCACACCACGUGGCACCCACACGAGAACAUCAUCGCUGUGGCUGCCACCAACAACCUCUACAUCUUUCAAGACAAGGUGAACUAGAGGGUGAUCUGCCCCGCUGACUCCUGACCUCUACUCAUGUCACUGGGCACGGGGAGAGGGUGGGCAUUAAAAGGAGAGAGAGAGAGAGAUGGACUCUUUACCCUCUCCGUCCUUCUCCUCCUCUCCCUACAUCUUGUUGCUGCUGGUGUGUUUAUUUUUUGCUGCUCAGCUGUGGACGUACAGAACUGAGUUUUCAGUGGCCGGAGUGGAAGAGUGGACAGAGUGAAUUCUGGGAAGUGGGAAAUCAGUACAACACGUGGAAGAAGCUUCCAGGAAAAUCAAGAAUGGACUUUGGUUCUUCAAACUGACGGAGAGUUUUAUUUAUUUAGCCAAUGCGGACGCCCGAGGAAGCAAAUCUUGUGUAUUUAUGCAACAAGAGGAUUGCUGCAUGAAUAACAUGACGUAGCAGCCAUUUGGACACUGAGGAAAGGAGCUGAUCGACAUUUAAAAGAGCACACAGACAGAAACCAAGCGUUCAUGAUGGUGGAUUACUGUCAUGUAGCAACAGUGCCCCCUGUCUUUGAGUCUGCUCUUUUAGGGACAGUAGUGCACCCUGCUUCAGAAUUCCCAGAGGAGGAUGAGACUGUUAUAUAUCUCUGAUUGGGAGAGUUUGUUUCUCUGCCUGUGACACAAACACAGUCAGUCUUUCUAGCACCAGUUCUGUGUCUCUCUGUGGAGACAGUUGUCUGUAAUGUGAAAGAAGCCCGUCCAGGCUGUGUCGAUCCUUUUAUUUAAUGCUGUUGUUUUAAUGAGUCCUUCUCUUGGUCACUGAGUCUGUUUAGAAGCUGUGGUGCCUUCUUUUGGUAUGUUGGGGUUUGAUGUUAUGGGUGUGGGGUGGCGGGUGGUGGGGUGGGGUGGACAGAGUACAAGGCAGGAGUGCGAAUGUUUUAAAAUGAAAUGUUAACUUUAGAUUUUUUUUUUUUUCUCGCCCUCAUCGUCUCUCUCUCUCUUUAGAAUCAAACGUUGAAUAAAGAAAAAUCUUCACUGAGGUUUCAAGUGGAAAAUAAACGACGUGCUCGUGAGUUCAGGGGAGGGCGCUGUGAUGUGUGUACAAAGUAACCGUCGCUCUUAUCACACAGCAGUCACUCAGAUGUCACCACACACAACAAAGCCACAGCAAGACUGAUAAAAAAAAUAUCAAGGCAACUUGUGCUCAACACGUUUAUUUGGACAGUGCCGAAAAUGAUCUGUAGAUGCUAAACAUAACGUGACAUUUCUUGGCAUUACAUAUUGCCUGCCUGGCUCCUGAUCUUGUUUUUGCAUGUGUUUUUAAUCUGAUUCUGAUUUAACUGGUCAUCAUCUACACAUCGUUUCAGGUGCUAUCAAAAUAAAACCUGCUUCCUCCAGAAGGAGCCAUGAAGUGUAAUAAAAUGCUUGAUCUAAAGUUGCUGCAUUGCAUGACUGUCCACGUCCCCGCUCCUGCUGAAGCCGGGUGACGUGGAACAGCGGCAGGUUGUGUUUGACGCCUCUGAUCAGUUUGAACGUCCUCGCUUGUCUCAGAUUAACUUGGUGAGCCGGGUCCCGUAAAAGGAAAAGCAGGAAAAGGUCUACAUGAACUCUGUGAAAUCAGGGAAUUAUUAAGUGUGAUUCCUUUCAACAGUGAUGUCUUCUUGACAAACCUUCUUUGUGACACUUCUAAUUAAAACAAAAAAAAACUUUUAUAGCUCAGAAUGUAUUGAAAUGCAAUUAAUGACCAUGCAGUCUUUAUGCUUACUGGACUUUCUUUGAAUAAAAAAGAAUAAAGCUGUGCAAGUUCAAA